AUGCCAAAACGUAGUUACAACCCAUCAGCGAAUGAGGAAGACAAAGUUCCGAUUGUGGAGAAGUUGUACCGAGAAAACCAGGAAUCCGACUAUAUUGGUGGUGGAUUUUGCGAAGAUGACGACGAGGUUCAGGAGCGUCGAGAGCAGAUUUCGGAAAUGAGACAAAAGCGCGCCGACGCAGCGUUUAGCUCCACAAAAGCACCCGAUAAUUGCGAAAAAUGCGAGAAGGUUCUGAUGGAUAGUUGGCUGUGGGAGAGAUACAAUUGUGCAGUUUGUGAUGCUUGUAGAGAUGAUAAGGGAGAGCACAAAUUGCUGGCAAGAACUGAAGUGAAGACGACGUAUAUGCUCAAAGAUUGUGACCUGGAUCUUCGAAAACCACCAUUGAGAUUUUGGGCCAAAAAGAAUCCGCAUAAUCCGAGAUAUGGCGAUAUGAAGUUGUAUCUUAAGUGUCAGGUCGAACAACGCGUCAUCGAAGUUCAUGGAAGCUUCGAAGAGCUCGAAAUGAAGAAGGAGAUUCGUGAGCAAUCGAAAGAGGUCCGUGCCGAAAAGCAAUUUGAGAAGAAACUCAAGGAUCUUCGACAACAGAUCCGUGGCAACGCCGGAAUGCGAACUGACUUCGGAAAGCCGCAUACACACGAAUUCGGAAAAGAAACUCAUGUGAAGGAAGACACGUGGAAGCGCACAUGCUCGACUUGUGAAUACGAGGAAGUCUUCGAGAAGCUAUAA
Messenger RNA from Caenorhabditis briggsae, 726 nucleotides. It is a transcript of the gene Cbr-xpa-1, whose product is annotated as Protein CBR-XPA-1. The coding region runs from base 1 to 726 and encodes 241 amino acids. Gene Ontology annotation, biological process: base-excision repair; nucleotide-excision repair, DNA damage recognition; nucleotide-excision repair involved in interstrand cross-link repair. Lineage: Eukaryota; Metazoa; Nematoda; Chromadorea; Rhabditida; Rhabditidae. Gene Ontology annotation, cellular component: nucleotide-excision repair factor 1 complex. Gene Ontology annotation, molecular function: damaged DNA binding. The transcript has 3 exons. The record is from RefSeq and is a predicted model, not a curated record.